AUGAAGCGCGGGCGGUCGGCCACCUCGAGGUCCCUGAGGCACAACGAGGAUAAGAAGGAUUUUAAGUUAGAAGAUGACUCCGAACGCAAAGACACUGAGGAAUCUUUCGUGGAGGAGAUUCUAACAGUGGAGGAAAAACGAACAAUUCUCCUCCGUUUUCCCUGCCUCGAUUUCUUCCGCAAUGCGCAUAUAUGUGAAACAUUAUGUAACUCAGCUCAAGACGCAUCUAAGGGUGGGACCUCGGGGAUGGAAACCAAAUUUGCCCCUGAGGCGCUUAGGUUUGAUGCAGACACGCUGGAGACUCCGCAUCCAAUAGUGCGGUUGCGGACUCGUGAAUUUGGCGAGUUGGUGUUUGAAGGCACGUGGUGUCAAGUAUCCGAAAUAAAUGGCGGCAGGGAGUCGAUGAGUAACCGCGUUGUGGUACAUCUCUGCGAGAGGAGUGACGAACAGUCAUCCGGUGAGGUUGACAAAGCGGUUAGUGGUGACAAUGUUGGUAUCAAUCGUUCUAACAAGUCGCCUUUACUUAGCGGGAGUGGUUCAAAUUCAUUGAGUGGUAGCGGGGUGGCGAGUUUGCUGAAGCACUCAUCCGUGGGAGUCACGGCAGAUGAUGCACGCGGCCAACGGAGGGCACAGAAUGCGCUGUGGUUUUACAACAGAAUAGACGUGCCCUGCGGGACGCUGGUGUUGGCGCGAGUAAAGUAG
Molecule: messenger RNA, 702 nt
Organism: Trypanosoma brucei brucei TREU927
Lineage: Eukaryota; Euglenozoa; Kinetoplastea; Trypanosomatida; Trypanosomatidae
Exons: 1
Coding region: 1-702 (233 amino acids)
Source: RefSeq, a predicted model, not a curated record